UGGUGGUUUUAGCUGCUCUGAGUCAAACAUUCAAAGUGCUUGAUAUCACAUCACCAACAGGUACAAUGGGACAAACAUCUCUGCAAUGGCUGAUCUUUCUGACCUCACUGCUGAGCAGCACAACAAACCAAGCCUCUCUGACUGUGAGUCCCAGCAGAUCUCAGAUGUUUGAAGGACAGUCUGUCUCUCUGAGCUGUGAGGAGGACGACAGCUCUGCUGGAUGGACUCUGAGGAGGAACACGACCGGAGACACCGGGACCAGGAAGUGUGAUGACUGGGGAGGAAAAUCUGCUGGUUCUUCCUGUAUCAUCGAUUACAUAGACCCAGGGGACAGUGGACUUUACUGGUGUGAGUCCACAGAGGGAGCAACCAGUAACAGCAUCAGCAUCACUGUCACUGGUGGACCAGUGAUCCUGCAGAGUCCUGUCCUCCCUGUGAUGGAGGGAGAAGACCUCACUCUGACCUGUAAAACAAAGACGUCCUCCAACCUCCCAGCUGGUUUCUAUAAAGAUGGCUCCUUCAUCAGGACUGAGCCUGCAGGUCACAUGACCAUCCACCAUGUUUCCAGGUCUGAUGAAGGCCUCUACAAGUGUCACAUCAGCAGUGUUGGAGAGUCUCCACCCAGCUGGGUCUCUGUCACAGGUGAGGAGGUUACCUUUGAUUUCAGGAGUUCAUUCAUCCAGAUAUUCACCUGACAGCUGAUUCUCUCUACAGGGAAACCUAUGACCACAAGCUCUCCUAUGACCACAAGCCAAUCUCUGUGCUCGCCAUUGCCCCCUGACACCUCAGCUCCGCCCCCGACCUCAGACCUCCUCCCCCUUGUGAUCAGACUGGUCUGCCACCUGGUGGUGUUCUGUCCGUACUGCAUCUCCACUUUCAUCAUGGUGUCUCUAUAUCGACGCAGGGCCACAGGCCUACCUGUUGCCAUGGUGAUGACCUCGCCCACCCAGGCUGAGGAGGGAUUGGAUGAUGACAAUGAGAAUGACAUCACCGCUGUCACCAGAGAGCAUCACUUCUGAACUGAUCUGAGAAGAAACUGAAAUCUCCGUAGAUCAGAAGCAGUUCCCCCGGCUGUCUUGAUAUAAUUAUGAUUGAAACAUAUUCAAUAUGAAAUAAUUGCUUUAAGUUUGAAUUGCUCCUUUACUGCCAGCCACAGCUAUCUCUGUAAUCCUCAAUAUUUUAUAUUAUAACAAUAAAGCUGUUUUUCCC
Messenger RNA from Perca fluviatilis (European perch), 1209 nucleotides. Its product is annotated as Fc receptor-like B. NCBI's taxonomy places the organism in Eukaryota, Metazoa, Chordata, Actinopteri, Perciformes, Percidae. Gene Ontology annotation, biological process: cell surface receptor signaling pathway. The record is from RefSeq and is a predicted model, not a curated record. The transcript is spliced from 5 exons. Bases 66 to 695 code for a protein of 209 amino acids. Gene Ontology annotation, molecular function: transmembrane signaling receptor activity.